Messenger RNA from Microtus ochrogaster (prairie vole), 1378 nucleotides. It is a transcript of the gene C18H6orf163, whose product is annotated as chromosome 18 C6orf163 homolog. Lineage: Eukaryota; Metazoa; Chordata; Mammalia; Rodentia; Cricetidae. The record is from RefSeq and is a predicted model, not a curated record.
CAUGAAAUGAUAACGUGUCAGAAUAUAGCCAUUCUACUUAAUAGUUUUGUGCAUGGCAAAGAGUUUUUGGCCUCUCGAUUGGUCUCUUGUUGUGAAUAAGAACAUUAAUAUGUAUCUUUUAAAUUCUUUUGAAGCUUUGAAAUAUUGUACCUGUUUAACAUCUGAAACAUCAUAGUAAAUGUGUGUUCUUUCCAAUUUUGCCCGUACCUGGGGACUUUUCAUACAUGCAGGAGAGAAAAUAUCUAAAUACCCCAAUAAAUGAGUGGAAGAAACUUAGUCUUUACUUUGUAGCUAGUGACAAAAGCAGAUGCCUAUAAAUAGCAUAGGAAUAUUUAUCACACACAUAUAUAUAUGUAUAUAGUUUAUGAGCAAAUGAAUUAUAAUCCAUAUUUCCAUUUCUCACUUACACCCAGAAAAAUUUCAGUCUCAUCCUGGAUUUUAUGCAUAUUUUCUAAGGACUCUUCAAAUAUUUUUCCCUGUCUUCUUUACCAUGGAUGUGAUAUUGGGUCAAGUAUCCUGAACCAAGAAGAGCAGUAUCAAGAGGCUGUGCUCAAGGAAAGCAUUGAAAAAGCAGAAGCUAAAGUGUGGGAGCAGGCUAAAGAACUCCAGCAACAAGCAGUGGAGAAGGCACUCCUGGACGCACACGCCAGACACAAGUUUGAAAUGCAGAUACUGGAAGAACAACACCAAAGAGACUUAAAGGCUGUAGAAGCAAAAACCAAGAAGGAGAUGAUUCAAAACAUGGAUGAGGAGCUGAAGAGAGAGCACUCCGCCGCAGAACAACGCAUGGUCCAUAGGAUCCAGAGGAUUAUGAUGGAGUGCCACAGAGAGAAGUUAGAGGCAGUGAAGAAAGCCAGGGAAGAAGAAAGAGAGAUUGCCCAGAAAGCUGUCCAGGAGCAGAAAAGCAAGACCAGGGAGGAACUUGUGAAUACUGGCUUGACAGCCACUAAAGAUCAGAAGACAAGCUUGGGCCAGUUGAUAAGAGCAAAGGAGCAAGAAAUGAAUGCAUACUAUGGCCUGGCUCAGAGACAGAAGCAAGAAGAAGUGCAGGAAGUGCUCCAAGAAGCAGAAAAAACCCACCAGGCCACGCUGGACAACGUGAUGGGUAAACUGGUGAACACCCAGGGGGAGCUGAUAUCUGUGGCAAAGGAACUGGGAAUCAUGACAAACUGGAAAGAUUUCCUGGAGGAGGAAUUACAGGAAACCAGGGCAGCAUUUCAGAAGUACAUCAAUUACACCUUCCCCAAGCUCUCCCCAGGACACGCCGACUUUAUCCUGCCGGAAAGAAAGAAAACCCCUUCCUGUCUUACUAAGGACAAAGAAAAGAAAGUUCAGUAGAUAUCAGCUGUCUCCACGGAGACAGCUUCCCACAGCUGAA